Molecule: messenger RNA, 2296 nt
Organism: Sphaeramia orbicularis (orbiculate cardinalfish)
Lineage: Eukaryota; Metazoa; Chordata; Actinopteri; Kurtiformes; Apogonidae
Product: origin recognition complex subunit 3-like
Biological process (GO): DNA replication initiation; DNA replication
Cellular component (GO): nuclear pre-replicative complex; DNA replication preinitiation complex; nuclear origin of replication recognition complex
Molecular function (GO): DNA replication origin binding
Source: RefSeq, a predicted model, not a curated record
CGUCAAUUUGGCGGGAAGUGAGUCUGUUGUACAGCGGAGCAAAAUCUAAGGCGAAACAUUUACUAUUUCAUUUACAGAGGGUUUAAAAAAAACAAAUACUGGCAUGUCUACAUCAUCUGUGUCUAAGGGCUGUUUUGUGUUUAAACCGAGCACUAAAAAGAAGAAACACCUCGGACUGGAGGAUCACUUUACCGGUGGCUGUGAAGGAGCACAGAACAGUGGGAAACGAUACAAACUGUGCCAGGAUCUGUGGGACCAAAUAAAAACAGACACAGAGUCCCUGCAGGAUGAACUUAACAGGAGUAUCCUGGACAGUUUGCUGGACUUCACCAGGAAGUGCUCGUCCACCCGUCAACAUGGCGACUGGGCUUCACAGAUGCGGGCCAGUGAGAUUCCCACAGCGGCUCUAGUGCUCGGUGUGAAUGUUCCAGACCAUGACAUGACCUUCCAGAGUCUGUCUGAGCUCCUGCAGCAGUUGGUCACUCCUCAUGUGGCUUCUCUGCAGGCGAAAGAGUGUGGAGCUUUGAAGCACCUGAUGAAGAGAGUCCUAGAGAGGCUGAUGGGCACUACGUGUACUGUGGAUGAUGAUGAAGAGGAGGAACCUGAACAGACCAGCACUGAAACACACAAGAGCAUGCACUGCUCCCUUGGUAUACUCUGUGACUGGUACAAGUCAAAAACAAGGAAAUCCAGCACAGGUACGCCUGGAAAGAAGCGUAGUUCUCCAGUCAAAGAUGCACAGCAGCCUCCUGUUGUGGUUAUAUUCAAGGAUCUGGAGGCCUUUAACCACAGAGUUCUGCAGGAUUUCAUUCUCAUCUGCAGCCGCUACAUUGAACGCCUUCCGCUGAUGUUCAUCUUUGGAAUCGCCACGUCACCCAGCACCAUCCAGAACAUGCUGCCUCACUCUGUGUCCUCCCUGCUGUGCAUCGAACUCUUCCAGUCUCUGUCCUGCACUCAGCAUCUGGCCACAGUCAUAGACAAGUUGGUCCUGACUUCACACUUCCCUUUUAAACUCAACGGCAAAGUGAUGCAGGUGCUGAUCAGCAUCUUCCUCUACCACGACUUCUCCGUGAGGAACUUCAUCAAGGGUCUUCAGUUGGCUUUGCUGGAGCACUUUCACUCGCAGCCUCUCAGUGUGCUCUGCUGUAAGAAAGAGGCCUUGGCCAACGUGAUGGAGCUCAGUCAGAGGGACCUGGAGAGGAUAAGGCAGCUCCCGUCAUUCAGGAGGUACACAGAGAAGCAGGAUGCCCAGGAAAAGGUCAAUCUGAUGACUGAUGACACGCACUUAAAGGUAGAGUGUCGGAAGCUGAUAAAGGACCUUCGUAAAUAUCACAAGAACUAUUACCCUGUCCUGAGUCUGCACACUCUGACCUCGUCAUUACCUCGGUACCCCCUCGGAAAACAGAUCAGGGAGCUGCACUUAAUAUGUCUGGAGAAGACUGUAUGGGAGACAGAGGAGUACCAGUCCGCCAUGAAGCUCCUCAGGAUGUUGGCUAAAGAGCUGAUCGCCUCCAUCCAGAGGUGUUGUGGAACUCUGAAGCCCGUCAAAUCGAAGAAGAUGAUGAACGCUCUCAUCCAGAUGGAGGAGAUAUUGACAAAAAUAAAACAGUUGGACGCCUCUGCAGAAAACGCCCCCCCUGUUGACAACAGCAUCACCUCCCCAGUAAAGAGUCUGAGUCAGAAGAAAACCGAUCUGUUCCAGCUGCAGAAGACGCUGCUGGAGAUGAACGAGACCCGCAGAACAAAGAAACUGAGCCCGUUUGAGACGGUCCGAAACGAGGCGCUUGAGCUUAUCGACGGCUUAGUGAAGAGUCAUUUAUCUCCGCCAGAAGCCCAGACGCUGUACGAGGUCUGCUACUACACCUCCUCUGCCACCGUGAGACGCCACCUCAACGCUACGCCUCGCACCUCCAUUCAGGCUGCACUCAGUAACCCAUACCACUACCUACAGAAUGAAAGUCUGAAGACAGAGGACGGCUCUGUUUCCAACGCCGCUCCUGAUAUCUGCAUCGCGUACAAACUCCAUCUGGAGUGUGGCAGGCUCAUCAACCUCUAUGACUGGCUGGAAGCUUAUGCCACGGUGGCGUCUGCAGCCGAUGGGAACGAUCCGGAUUCAGACACUUUCGGCAAAGUGGAUGACUUGUUUUCUAGCGCUCGUUUCAUCCAGGCUGUGUCAGAGCUGGAGUUUCUGGGCUUCAUCAAGUCCACAAAGCAGAAAACCGAUCACGUGGCCCGACUCACAUGGGAGGCUGUUGAACGAGAAAAACGGACCCAUACCUGGUUACUGCCUCUUUAG